AGCUAGCAGCAGGCUUGGUUGGACCAUCACCUGAGCCUCUGCUGUCUACCCCUUGUUUCUCAGUCAUUUGCAGAUUAACUUCCCGGAUACCACAAGCUGUUGAAAGAACCUGGUGCGCUCAAGGCAUGACGAGAUCCUGCAUCUUGUACUGCGUCCUGCUGAGUAUUUGCCUCAGUGAGAGCCACGCCUGCUUCUGUGAUCAUUACCCAUGGACUCAGUGGUCCAGUUGCUCAAAAAGCUGCAAUUUUGGAAUUCAGAGCAGACAAAGACAAAUAGUCGUAGAUAAAUACUAUCACGAAAACUUCUGUGACCAGCUUUGCACCAGGCAAGAGAGCAGAGAAUGUAACUGGCAAUCUUGUCCUGUCAACUGCCUCCUGGGAGAUUAUGGUCCCUGGUCAGACUGUGACCCUUGUGUUGCAAAACAGUUUAAAGUUAGAUCGGUCUUGCGUCCUGCUCAGUUUGGAGGACAACCAUGUACUGAGCCCUUGGUGACAUCCCAACCAUGCAUUCCAUCUAAACUCUGCAAGAUUGAGGAGGUUGACUGCAAGAAUAAGUUCCGCUGUGACACUGGCCGCUGCAUCGCCAGCAAGCUAGAAUGUAACGGAGAAAAUGACUGCGGAGACAGCUCGGAUGAAAGGAAUUGCGGGAGGAAGAAGACGGUGUGCUCUCGGACUUAUGAGCCCAUCCCAAGCGUACAACUGAUGGGUGCAGGAUUUCAUUAUCUCGCAGGAGAGCCCAGAGGAGAAGUCCUUGAUAACUCUUUCACCGGAGGAAUAUGUCAAACUGUCAAAAGCAGCAGAGCAAGUAACCCUUACCGCGUCCCAGCUAAUCUGGAAAACGUCAACUUUCAGGUAGAAACCAAAGAAGAUGAUUUGAAAGCAGAUUUCUACAAGGAUUUAAUUCCUCUUGAGAAGAAUGCUCAGCAGCAGAAAUUUGCUUCCAGCUCAAAUAAGGAUUCUUUUUGGGUACCGAUUUUUUACUCCUCAAAGGAAAGCCGAAGAAACACCCAUGAGUCUGGCUUCAAGCAAGCCAUCCAAGCGUCACACCAGAAGGCUUCUAGUUUCAUUAGGAUCCACAAAUUAAUAAAAGUCUUAAACUUCACCACGAAAGCUAAAGAUCUACAUGUCUCCGAUGUCUUUCUGAAAGCACUUAACCAUCUGCCUCUAGAAUACAGCUCUGCUGCCUACAGUCGGAUAUUUGACGACUUCGGGACUCACUACUUCACCUCAGGCUCUCUGGGGGGUGUGUAUGACCUUCUCUAUCAGUUCAGCAGUGAAGAACUAAAGAACUCAGGCUUAACAGAGGAAGAAGCCCGGAAUUGUGUUCGGAGUGAAAAAACAAAACGUGUUUUGGGUUUUAAGAAGAAAAAAGUGGAACACAGGUGCACCACUAACAGGCUGUCAGAGAAACAUGAAGGUUCAUUUGUGCAAGGAGCAGAGAAGUCCAUAUCCCUGGUCCAAGGCGGGAGGAGUGAGUACGCAGCAGCACUGGUGUGGGAGAAAGGGAACGCCGGCCCAGAGGAGAAAGUAUUUUCUGAGUGGCUGGAAUCAGUGAAGGAAAACCCUGCUGUUAUUGACUAUGAGCUCGCUCCCAUCUCCAACUUAGUGAGGAACAUUCCCUGCGCAGUGACCAAGCGGAACAACCUGAGGAAAGCGUACCGAGAAUAUGCGGCCAAGUUUGACCCGUGCCAGUGUGCGCCCUGCCCCAACAAUGGCCGCCCCACCCUCUCGGGGACCGAGUGUCUGUGCGUGUGCCAGACUGGCACCUAUGGUGACAACUGCGAGAGACGGUCCCCGGAUUACCAGGCUAAUGCGGUGGAUGGCAACUGGGGCUGCUGGGCUUCCUGGAGCACCUGUGAUGCUACUUACAAGAGAGCCAGGACCCGAAGCUGCAACAACCCAUCCCCCCAGCAGGGAGGGAAGCCCUGUGAGGGAGAGCAGCGGCAAGAGGAAGACUGCACGUUUUCAAUAAUGGAGAACAAUGGACAACCAUGUAUCAAUGAUGAUGAAGACAUGCGUGAAAUAGACCUUCCUGAGAUAGAAUCAGACUCAGGGUGUCCUUCACCACUUCCUCCAGAAAAUGGAUUUAUCUGGAAUGAAAAGAAGCUAUACUCAGUUGGGGAAGAAGUUGAAAUUUCCUGCCUUACUGGAUUCAAAACUGUUGGCUACCAGUACUACAGAUGCUUACUAGACGGGACCUGGAGGCAAGGAGAUGUGGAAUGCCAACGGACAGAGUGUCUCAAGCCAGCUGUACAGGAAAUGCUAGAAAUCUCACCAUUUCAGAGAUCAUAUAAAAUUGGUCAAUCCAUUGAGCUGACCUGCCCCAAAGGGUUUGUUGUUGCUGGGCCAUCCAGAUACACAUGUGUCACAGAUUCCUGGACACCACGGAUUUCAGACUCACUCACUUGUGAAAAAGAUAGUCUCACAAAAUUACAGGGUGACUGUCAACCGGGACAAAAGCAGUUGGGAUCUGAAUGUGUUUGCAUGUCUCCAGAAGAAGACUGCAGCCACUAUUCAGAAGAGCUCUGUGUGUUUGAUGCAGACUCCAGCUACUACUUUACCUCAUCUGCUUGUAAGUUUUUGGCUGAGAAAUGUUUAGCUGGUCAGCAGCUCAGUUUUCUACACAUCGGUUCCUGCCAAGAGGGUCCACAGUUAGAAUGGGGCCUUGAAAGGACAAAGCUUUCAUCCAACAGCACAAAAAAAGAAUCCUGUGGCUAUGACACCUGCUACGAUUGGGAAAAAUGCUCAGGUGAGCUCCAGUGGGGAUGCUUUAAGUCUUGUCUCGAUGAAUAAGUCUUAUUUGCACUU
Molecule: messenger RNA, 2807 nt
Organism: Erinaceus europaeus (western European hedgehog)
Lineage: Eukaryota; Metazoa; Chordata; Mammalia; Eulipotyphla; Erinaceidae
Gene: C6
Product: complement C6
Exons: 17
Coding region: 126-2792 (888 amino acids)
Biological process (GO): immune response
Cellular component (GO): membrane attack complex
Molecular function (GO): protein binding
Source: RefSeq, a predicted model, not a curated record